Molecule: messenger RNA, 2781 nt
Organism: Arvicola amphibius (Eurasian water vole)
Lineage: Eukaryota; Metazoa; Chordata; Mammalia; Rodentia; Cricetidae
Gene: Ptgs1
Product: prostaglandin-endoperoxide synthase 1
Exons: 11
Coding region: 82-1887 (601 amino acids)
Biological process (GO): cyclooxygenase pathway; response to oxidative stress
Cellular component (GO): cytoplasm; neuron projection
Molecular function (GO): prostaglandin-endoperoxide synthase activity; heme binding; peroxidase activity
Source: RefSeq, a predicted model, not a curated record
GGACCCGCUAGUGCUGGGGCAGUGCUGGAGUUGCACUCGGGAGCCAGCCGUCCGCUUUAACAUCCAUCAACUCCCAGAGCCAUGAGCCGAAGGAGUCUCUCGCUCCAGUUCCCGCUGUUGCUGCUCCUGCUGCUGCUGCCACCCCCGGUCCUCCUCGCAGAUCCUGGGGUGCUCUCACCGGUCAAUCCCUGUUGUUACUAUCCGUGUCAGAACCAGGGUGUCUGUGUCCGCUUCGGCCUCGACCACUACCAGUGUGACUGUACUCAGACGGGCUACUCAGGCCCCAACUGCACCAUCCCUGAGCUCUGGACCUGGCUGCGAAAUUUCUUGCGGCCCAGCCCCUCAUUCACCCACUUCCUGCUGACACAUGGGCGCUGGUUCUGGGAGUUUGUGAAUGCCUCCUUCAUCAGAGAAACACUCAUGCGACUGAUACUCACAGUACGGUCCAACCUUAUCCCCAGCCCUCCGACAUACAACUUAGCACAUGACUAUAUCAGUUGGGAGUCCUUCUCCAAUGUGAGCUACUACACUCGAGUUCUGCCCUCCGUACCCAAAGACUGCCCCACACCCAUGGGGACCAAAGGGAAGAAGCAGUUGCCCGAUGUUCAGCUCCUGGCCCAACGACUGCUGCUGAGAAGGAAGUUCAUUCCAGCCCCCCAGGGAACCAAUAUCUUGUUUGCCUUUUUUGCACAACACUUCACCCACCAGUUCUUCAAGACCUCUGGGAAGAUGGGUCCUGGCUUUACCAAGGCCUUGGGCCAUGGGAUAGACCUUGGCCACAUUUAUGGAGAUAAUUUGGAACGACAGCAUCACCUGCGUCUCUUCAAGGAUGGGAAACUCAAGUACCAGGUGCAGGACGGAGAGGUGUACCCACCGUCGGUGGAACAGACGUCCGUGUUGAUGCGCUACCCACCGGGUGUCCCGCCCGAGAAGCAGAUGGCUGUGGGCCAGGAGGUGUUUGGGUUGCUCCCAGGGCUGAUGGUCAUGUCCACGAUCUGGCUGCGUGAGCACAACCGUGUGUGCGACCUGCUGAAGGAGGAGCACCCCACCUGGGAUGACGAGCAGCUCUUCCAGACCACGCGCCUCAUUCUUAUAGGGGAAACCAUCAAAAUCAUCAUUGAGGAGUAUGUGCAACACUUGAGCGGCUACUUCCUGCAGCUCAAGUUUGAUCCGGAGCUGCUGUUCCGAGCCCAGUUCCAGUACCAAAACCGCAUCGCCGUGGAGUUCAACCAUCUCUAUCACUGGCACCCACUCAUGCCCGACUCCUUCAAAGUGGGCUCGCAAGAGUACAGCUACGAGCAGUUUCUCUUUAAUACCUCCAUGCUGGUGGAUUAUGGUAUCGAGGCACUGGUGGAUGCUUUCUCCCGCCAGAGGGCUGGCCGGAUUGGUGGGGGUAGGAACUUUAACCACCACGUUCUUCAUGUGGCCGUGGAUGUCAUCAAGGAGUCCCGAGAGAUGCGCCUACAGCCCUUCAAUGAAUACCGGAAGAGGUUUGGUAUGAAGCCCUACACCUCCUUCCAGGAGCUCACAGGAGAGAAGGAGAUGGCCGCUGAGCUGGAGGAGCUGUAUGGUGACAUUGAUGCCUUGGAGUUCUACCCGGGGUUGCUUCUGGAAAAGUGCCAGCCCAACUCCAUCUUUGGGGAGAGCAUGAUAGAAAUUGGGGCUCCCUUUUCCCUCAAGGGUCUCCUAGGGAAUCCCAUUUGUUCUCCAGAGUAUUGGAAGCCCAGCACAUUCGGUGGUGAUGUGGGCUUCAACCUUGUCAACACAGCCUCACUGAAGAAACUGAUCUGCCUCAAUACCAAGACCUGCCCCUAUGUUUCCUUCAGUGUGCCAGAGUCACCCGGAGACAAUGGGCCUGCUGUGGAGAGACCGUCCUCCGAGCUGUGAGGGGCAUGGAGGCAACAUUCUGGAAGGAAGAGCUUUGUGUUUGUCCUUCUAGGAUGCUGAGGUGAGGUAGAUGGACUUCAGAGUUUGUUUCCUGGCUUGUCACAGCACUGAGAGAGCUGACAAUUAGAAAUUUGGAUCUCACCCUUGUCUAGAAUAUUAUGAUUUUGCCAUUCUGGGAUGCUGAAUUCUUUGUUAACCCUUAAAAACUAUAGGAGUAGUUUUUAACUGGCUUCCCAGAACUUGGCUCCUUGUUGACAACCCAGAAGGUUAGAUUUCUUGUUCAUUUGGAAUACAGACUUAAAACUUUAUAUUAUAGGUAUAUAAUAGGGCAUGGUGUGGUCUCAUACACCUUAAUCCCAGCACUUGAGAGGCAGAGGCAGUUGAAUCUCUGUGAGUUUGAGGUCAGUCUGGUUUACAUAGUGAGUUCUAGGUUAGCCACGGUUACACAGUGAGGCUCUGUCUUCAAACAAACAAACAAACAAACAAGCAAAUAAACAACUAUAGGAUGUAGAGCUCCUAACAAAGUCCCUAGACUCUGGAGCCCCUCCAGAAUGUUGACUAUCUGAUUGGUAACUCAGAAGGUCAUGUUCCUGGUCAAUGAUCCACAACAUGGGCCAGACCAGUCCAGAUCUGAAUGUCUAGAAUGUGGAACUGGUUAAUUUUCCUGUUCAGUGGAAUAGACACAGAACAAAAGUCCCCAGUGUCCAACAAGGACUGCCUUGCCCACUUCUGUUCCUAUGCUGAAGGGCAAGUAAGAUGUUCUUAGGAGCCACACUUAGACCCUUUCCAGAGGUGUGGAGGGGACAGGUGGGAAUCCACCAUAGCUCUGUCCCCAUCCAGGUCUUUACUUGUGGCAGCUGUUGUUUAUGAAACUAAUAAAAUUAUCUUUCCAAA